This is a messenger RNA of Owenia fusiformis, 1596 nucleotides long. Lineage: Eukaryota; Metazoa; Annelida; Polychaeta; Sabellida; Oweniidae. The record is from the annotation of a GenBank genome assembly.
UUAGGGAGAAAUGAAUCAAAACAGCAUUUAUCGGUAGGAUUAUUUUCGCAGUGAAUAUCACCUAGCAAAUCAUUGUUUACUUCCGGUUUUUAAUUACAGGUGUUCCAUACUUAUUUAUAUCUGGAAGUAAGUGGUCUACAACGAAUUGGAGAACUGAGAUUUUAAAGAAAACAUGUCUCAACAUUUUAGUGCCAAUCAGUAUGAAAAGGAAUUUGAUUCCAAGCGUCUUCAAAACUGGGAGGAUCCUAAAAUAUCACAAGAACGACCACGUUCAUUACAAGGCUUUACUGAAAUAAUUGCAAAUGAUAGAGGACAUAUUGUGUAUGAUCCCAAGCGAUCAAAGGGCAAUCCAUGGGGAGAUCAUGUUGGAACAUGGGACAUGCCCAUUAAAAUACCUGGGCAGCGAGGAAUGAAUGCAACUGCACGAUCCGCUGAUGCCCAGAGAAUACAAUAUGCAAUCAGGCGUGAAGGUGAUGAGACAUUAUCUGGAUGGAACAAGAACAUGAAACCCAAAGCAUCUGGGCAAGGAAAAACUAUAGCUGAAAGGGUAUUAGGUAUAGAUGAAUCAGAUAUGUACCAUACAGACAUUGAUCGUAUGCACCCACAAAGAACUGUACAGGAACCUAUUUCUAUGCCAGAUAAAGGAACACAAUACACAAAAACAGAUGUGCUAAAAACACCUUCUCCACAACCCGAAUGUGGGCGUCAAAUAUCACCCCUUGGGUCACCAAGUGAUGUAAAACCCAUGCAAGCACACCCAGGCCCCUCACCCCAGGAAAUGAUGGAACGGCAAACACCCAUAAAGAUGUCAUAAUCUUAAGACAUGGAGUGCAUCUUUUGUCAUGGAACUAUUUUAAAUGAAACUACACAAGAAAUGGCACAACGUUUUAGUUCAAAGUUGCCAUAUUCAGAUAAUAUUCAAUUAAAAAAUAAUAAAUAAACAACUUAAUUCUCAGAUAGAUAGAGAAAAUGUUAAGGUAAUCUUUUUGCGACCUUUUAUAAUAACAGGAUAUCAUUAUGCGUUAAGAUGAAAUAUGAGUUUUAAUAUUGACAAGAUUUCAAUCCAUAAAUAAUUAUUAUUACAAUUAGUCUAAGCCUAAUGACAAUGUCAUGAUGACUUGUAAAUCACUUCCUAUCUACAUGGUAAUAAUUGUUCUUUUUCUUAAUCCAGACAGUCAAUAAAUUACAAACUACAUUGUAAGUCUGUAUAUUUCCAAGCCUUUGAUUGAUUUAAUGAUUUUUGGGUAUCAUAUAUUCCAGAUGUUUAUAAGACACACCCUGUAUGUUGCGAACGGAACUGUAUGUAUAAAAAUUGUAUAUAUUAACUACAUUCAGUGUAAAUAAAGUAUGAAAAUAUAAAAAUAGGUUUUGUUGUAUAUAUCACUAUUUUAUUGAUAACUGUAGAAUAAAUGGGAAUAUUAUCUUUAAUUUGAAUAAUCAUAAGACAUAAAUACCAGAUGGAAGUCAGUUAAAGAAAAUAUGGCAUCAUGUAUGAAGUUCAUUGGACACAUGGAUGGGGAGCUGAACUCCUAUAUCUUCUAUGAUACAGUUUCCAGUCACAUAACAUUGCACUAGGCAGAUAACGCAAUUCUGGUC